Molecule: messenger RNA, 637 nt
Organism: Anopheles funestus (African malaria mosquito)
Lineage: Eukaryota; Metazoa; Arthropoda; Insecta; Diptera; Culicidae
Exons: 3
Coding region: 72-515 (147 amino acids)
Source: RefSeq, a predicted model, not a curated record
AUGAAGAAUAUAAAAUUCGUACCACCGCUACUGGCCGCAUUCAUUGGUUCGGUGUCGUUAGAACUGUUAACAUGAAACUCCUCGGUGGCAAGUGCGUUGGAAUCGGUGCAGUGAUUGGUUUCGUGCUGGUUAGUGUUUUCCUGUCCCAGCCUGAAUCGUGCAGUGCGUUCUAUACCGUGAAACAUGUCGUGACGGAACGUAUCUCCAACCAGACGGACUUUGUUAACAGCGUUCUAAGUGAUGAAUUGCCACUGAGAAUAGUGGAGUUCUCGCAGUACGUGUACGAUUGGGAUCGCGAUACACUGAAAGUGAAUGGAAAGUGGAUUCUCAGCUCGCCGAACGACGAUUAUCUGUACUAUGUGGAUUACAACGAAAAAAUUGACAAAUCUACUGGCUUCAAGGAAAUUCUUAGCAACUUACAUUCGAAACAGCUCAUCACCGAUAUACGACGAGUCGAGCGAGUGAAACCACAAACAUUCCACUUUGAGAAGACUAUUUUCUUUGGUAAAAAAUAACUUCAAAGAACAUUUAAACCACCUGUAAGAGAAACAUGACAUUGUCGAUGAAGUAUCUUCCUGUACCUUUUGUUCUUUUUGAAUGAGAAAUAAAAAAAAAAGGAAACACAUUUCCCAUACAA